AUUAUAUGCAGAUUCAAGCGUGUAUAUCGUUCAGAUUAUGUGUCAUUUGGGUCGCGACGGUGUUGAACUUCAGUACGAGCAGAGGAAACGAGUUAAAUUUGUAUGUUAUAUACAAUUUAGGGAUAAAUUGUGAAUGGAAACAUAUUCUUGAUAAACCUGCUGUAUAAGCGGAGGACAUGGAGAAGCUAAGGAAGGCCAUGAGACGCAGUCCAAACACUACAAAGGAAAGCAAACAUGAAAAAUUAGGAGAAGGCUGGAAUGAGAACAAGGAGGCUGUUAGAGAUGGAAUCACCUUUUACAUGAAAUAUCUUGGAUCCACCCUCGUGGAGGAGGCAGAAGAGAGUCAGAGUUAUGGAGACGGGGUCAUCACCAAGGCAUUACAAAGCAUCAUCGCUAUGGCAAAAUCAUCCGGAAAGAAGUUCAAAAGGGUUGCAUUGACGGCUUCUCCAAAAGGGAUUCAGAUAAAUGAUAUGGCAAACAAUCAGUUGAUUGAAGAAAUCUCCAUAUACAGGAUUUCCUUCUGUUCAGCUGAUAAAAACUUUGACAAAGUUUUUGCUUUCAUGGCCAGGAAUUCUGUGAAUGAAACAAUGGAGUGCCAUGCCUACCUUUGUGAUAAACCCAAAAUUGCACAAGCUGUAACUCUCACAGUGUCUAAAGCAUUUGAGUUGGCUACAGAUUUACAUAACACUGAAGUCAGUGCUAGUCCUAAGAAAGAAAUAAGUGGAGGUUUAGAGAAGACAGAAACAAGGGCAAAUAAUGUUAAAAACUCAGAAAAUAAAUUAUCUGUCGAUCAACCAAUCCCAAAACUCUCUAGUCCCAAUUCUAGUCAGGAAAUUCUCAGUAACAAAUCACAAAGAAGUCAAAAAUGGCAAAGUUUUGAAGAUGAGAAUUUGGAUGAAGAUGAUUGUUUUUCAAUGCUAGCAGUGAACAGAAGUAAAGGUAUAAAGGAACUAAGAACAGACCUCAGACAGGAAGAUAUAGAUGAAAGCAUUACACAAUACAUGAACAAUAACAGGUGCUUGGAAGAAUUCUCUAAAUCCUCAUCCAUGGAGGAUCUCCUGUGCUUGUGAGAUUAUAAAAACUUAUUUAGUUGAGGACCUCUUGGGGUCCUUAUAAGAGGACCUACUAAUGUCCUCCUAAGGUCCUCAAAUUAACCACAUCUGAGGACCAGAACAAGCAUGAAUUUUGUCUGCUGAUUCCCGUGUUGCUUUGAGUAAAGUGUAAAUUUUUUUACGUACAUUAAUUUUCAAUGACUUUCAAAAAUGCCAUUGCUGAUAAAAUAGGGUAAAUAGAUGGAGAUUACAUAUGCAUGAUACCAUGAUUAUGAGCAUAGACUUGUUGAUGAAUGAUGAAUGCAUUUAUUGACAAAUGAAGAGUUUUUCGUAUUAUAAAUUAGUUUAUCCAUGUUUUUUACUUUCAAAAUUCAGGAGUUUUCAUUUUUUUUAUAUUACAACGUUAGAAUUAAUUUUACAUUAUAUGAAGAAAUUCUUGCUAAAAUUUAUCCUCCCUGUUCAAAGGAUUGAAAUCUGCUUCUGAUCAGUGAACAUAUUGAUUUAAUAUUGCUUGAUCACAUUUUUGAGUUUCUAGUUUUAGACACUUUUUAGAUGAUUAAUCAUGGUAGAGAUAAGUAAUUAAGAAUUCUAUGUCAUGUUGGGUACAGAGAUGACAUACAAAGAUAUAAGUAAUUUAGAAUUCUUUGUGUCAUGUUGGAUGCAGAGACUGCUUGAUGAAUUAUCAACUAUAUUAACUCAGAAAUUAUAUUUAAUAAUUAAUUUUGUGAUGACAGAAUUUUGUCUUAAAUUUGACGUGCAAACUCACCUGAGCUGGAAGUGUAAGUAAGCUUUUCUGAUCAUGCUUUGUCCAUCGAUCCAUCUGUAAUUUUCACAAUUUUGCCUUCUUCUCAAGAACCACCAACUGUUUUAAUACAAAAUUAACUUUGGGUUAAAUGGAUUCUAAUUUGCUCAUAUGAAAGGCUAAGCCCUUCCCACAGGGAGAUAAUCAAGAAAUUCAGAAAAAGGAUGGGAUCAUUUAAAAUAUUUUGCCAAUCUUGGUCAGUAUUUUUUUUUUAUACAUGUAUAAAUCUAUAAAAUACAUCAGUGCUCAAUUUACUCAGGUGAGUGUUGUGGUCCACGGGUCUCUUUUUUCUUCUUUUUAAUGAUUAGAAUUGUUUAGCAUGUGUGAUGUUUUCUGUAUACUUUGUCAGAUUUUUUUUUCAAAAUAUGUGUUUGUCUUAUAUUUUUGACAAAAAUUAAGUGCUAUAUUUAUAUUUAGUAUUUUAUAUGCUGAAGAAAAAUUAAGUUUUAGAUUCUGUAAUGAAGUACAGAGAAAAGCAAUUCUAGCAAACUCAAUAUUUCUACAAAACAUUUUUUUCAUCAGUUCAGUCAACAUUGGCUGCUAAGUUCACUGAAGAUCUCAUUUAAAUGUUUGUAUGUAUAAUUCACUUUCAUAUAUUUUUGAUCUGAUUUUUUUGUGUCAUUUCAAUUAGCAUUAAGCUACAUUGUAUGUCAUAAUACAGAUUAAGCAGAAUGUAAACCUUUAACAAAUUAAUAUGAUAUGCUCUAUAAAACUAUUUAUACAAGAAUGAUGAGAAAUAGAUUUUGCAUAGCAUUUCUAUAGACAUACUUUUUCCACAUGGAAUGAAGUCAUUCACUACACUCUUAACUUGUAAUGUAAAAGAAAAUGGCACUGUAUGAGUAUUAUUGUGUAUUUGACUUACAGAAGCUUUAUGCAUUUCUUUGUUGAAAGAGAACAGUUAGCAUUUUAAUAUUGUUCCAUUAAUUGAAUAUAUACAUGUACAUAUAUAUGCAAAGGAUUGCUAUAUCAAACAGAAAUUUUGCAAUAAUUUUUUUUUUGAUUAUGGAAAAUUAAAAAAAAUAUAUUUUCAAAAAC
Molecule: messenger RNA, 2889 nt
Organism: Saccostrea cuccullata (small rock oyster)
Lineage: Eukaryota; Metazoa; Mollusca; Bivalvia; Ostreida; Ostreidae
Product: low density lipoprotein receptor adapter protein 1-B-like
Exons: 9
Coding region: 177-1070 (297 amino acids)
Source: RefSeq, a predicted model, not a curated record